CAAGAGUCAUAACCUAACCUUCAUACCUCAUUUACACCUACAAAUGAACCUCAACAGAAACUUCCCUUCCCCAUCCCUUUCCAUUACAUCUUUUUUCUCUCGACAAAACAAAACAAAACACAACCCAACACAACUCAACACAACACAACACGCUUUCAUUUUUGAACCAUUCCAAUAAAAGACACAAAAACAAUCACACAAGCCUCACAUCACACAUCUACCACAAACCAAAAAUACCUCAAAAACACAAUUGAAACCAAAAAUAAACAAGAAAAAAAUCAAACAUUCUUUUUUUCUUCUUCAUUAAAUCCAUCAUUUAGCCAUGAUGGCCACUCUCCAAUCCGACCAAAUAAAGCAACUAAAGGACAUAUUCAUGAGGUUCGACAUGGAUUCCGACGGCAGCCUAACGCAGCUAGAACUCGCGGCCCUUCUCCGAUCUCUCGGCUUAAAACCCACCGGGGAUCAACUCCAAGCUUUGUUAUCAAACAUGGAUUCAAAUGGCAAUGGUUACGUCGAGUUCGACGAGUUGGUUAGCGCCAUUUUACCCGAUAUGAACGAAGACGUGUUGAUCAAUCAAGAACAAUUGUUAGAAGUUUUUAGGUCAUUUGAUAGAGAUGGUAAUGGUUUUAUUACAGCGGCUGAGCUGGCCGGAUCAAUGGCUAAAAUGGGACAUCCAUUGACUUAUAAAGAAUUGUCUGAAAUGAUGAGAGAAGCUGAUACGAAUGGAGAUGGUGUUAUUAGUUUUCAUGAAUUUGCUCAUAUUAUGGCUAAAUCUGCCUCUGAUUUUCUUGGUAUUUAGUGCAUUUUUGUAUAUAUUUAAGAUGUUCUUGAUUUUUUUUGUUGAUAAAUUUGGUGAUAUGAUCAUGAUCAAGCUCAAGAUUCAUUUUCGUUUGAAGAUUUCAUUCGUUUUUGUUAAUAACAUAUUUUUUUAUGGAUUUUCUUGUUGA
Messenger RNA from Mercurialis annua (annual mercury), 947 nucleotides. RefSeq names its product probable calcium-binding protein CML16. Lineage: Eukaryota; Viridiplantae; Streptophyta; Magnoliopsida; Malpighiales; Euphorbiaceae. The record is from RefSeq and is a predicted model, not a curated record. The coding region runs from base 323 to 799 and encodes 158 amino acids. Gene Ontology annotation, molecular function: calcium ion binding; enzyme regulator activity. The transcript has a single exon.